Mycotypha africana is the source of this 624-nucleotide messenger RNA. RefSeq lists its product as uncharacterized. Lineage: Eukaryota; Fungi; Mucoromycota; Mucoromycetes; Mucorales; Mycotyphaceae. The transcript is spliced from 3 exons. The annotation marks the transcript as partial. The record is from RefSeq and is a predicted model, not a curated record.
AAUAACAAUGACAAACAUCGUCCUCUCAUUUACAGAUCUCCGGCUGACAAACAACGGAUUGAAUAUGAAAAGACUACUCUUUCGAGACUGCGCCGUGCACUUGACACCGUUAUUACAGAACGUAUGGCUCAUUCUCGUCCUGUAGUGUUUCACGAAGUUCAGAACACCUUAAAGAAUAGUACAAACCGAAGCAUUACUCUGACGCACGUUGCUCAGAUAAUGUAUGUUGCGCCCACGUUAUAUUUGGUACAGGCAAAAGAGAUUCGAGACUACAUGGGUAGGGCCAAAGAGGCACAUGUGAUUGAAUGCGGUGUGGAUUGGGUAGUUCCCUUAUCAGCCAAAGAUUUUGUUAAGCGUGCUGACUUGUUAGCAGAAGCUGUCGACAAGUAUUUCCGAGAUCAUCCUGAGGCAGAUGCAGUCAUACCGCAAGCAUCACUUCCCAGCAUCAAAUUAUUGACAGAUAAAGAUGAAUGGAAAAAGAGCGAUAAUCUCCCUCCUGGCGUAAAAGCAAUUUUAGCAGCACAAGAGAAAGCAAAGCAAGAAGAAGAAGAGGCUAAAAAACCCAAACCAAAGCGCACAGGAACUGUUGCUGAACGAAUGGCCGCUCUUAAGGCAAGAGUAAGU